AUGGAAGCUCUAAUCUAUAAUGACUCGCCUAUUGCAGAAUAUCUAGAAGGAGACGCCAUCCCCUUCGAAGCCACCGACCCUUCCUCGCCUCCCUCUUGCGCUCGACAGACCUACGCCCCUCGAGGCCUGCCGAAACUGCGCGAGCGACUACGAACCAUCCGUCAAACCGCUGCGUCUGUGACCGACGUCGCAAACGAACAGUUCCUCGAGCGGUUUCGCUACGUGAUUGUCGCCUCCCAACUUCUGGCCGACGAACCGAAGCCGAGACGACAACUCCUCCAAAAUGAUCAACCCUUUACUCCCCACACCCUCUCCGUCAGAGGUGCUUGUAUAACAGCCGCAAUUUCCUUCUCGGUCGCGUGGUCUCUUCAUCUGUUCCAGCGGUGGUAUCGGUUGUCUCGGUCAUAUUGUACAACAUGGUCACAAAUAUGCAUAUACUCGGUGAUAUUUUUGGGGGUUCUGAUGAUUCUUUUUUACUUUGCUCGACGCCAAUAUCUCGAAUUUGUGCGGCAGUCGGCAGGGUCGGCGCUAGGAAAGGUGGUGUCGAAUUCACAUAAUUAUGAUAGUAUUGCAGCCGAGGCCCUUCGUUUCAUUCAGGAGGUCGAGAUUGUCUCUCGUGGUUACGAAAUAAGCCAUCCAUUACCUCCAGUCAGUCGACUGGAAGACAAAAACUCACUGAGUCGCUGUCGGGAUCUUCGGGCCACUCUCGGGCUUACCCUGACAGCCAGCAUCACGCGAAGCGUUGAAGCCCACAAUGCCGUCCAACCAUUUGUGAGGGACCUCGACCUGAAAAGGUACCAUGACAUAUACGAGGUCUCGAUGCAGGAUUACACCGACGCCGUGGCGUUUGCGAAUGCAUCUCCUCUCGACACCCGGGACUCUCUGAAAGAACUUCGUUUCCUUUUUCGACUCCAUCUCAUUGCAAGGAAAGUUUUCCUUUGUGAUAUGUUGGCCCUUCAUUCUGGCUCCACCUGGUAUAAUAUUUGUCAGUGGCGACUGAUCUGUCAUGUGUUGGAGGGACUGGGUGGUGCACUUUCCCAAGCAAGCCAACAGCUCCACACUGCUGUAGUGCACGAAGAGUAUGGCGAGGACGGGCAGGACGCCGUGUCGGAAGAGGCAAACCCAGCGGCUGAAGGGAGCAUGGACGCCACCACGCCGCAAAAGAGACAUACCAAGGCGCAAAUACGCCGAUUCGAAGCAGUGGCCAAUGCUAUCCGAUCCCUGAACGCCAAAGUCCAUCUCCUGAGGGAAGAAAUCAACUCCUUCAAGUCGAAGGAUGACUCGUCCCUCAGCAUGGCCAUCACUGGUCAUUACGAACACCUUGGGGCCGAGAUUCGAAACGCCCUGGUCGAAUGGGAAAAGGGGCGAAACACCAUGUUCCUCAACGUAGGGACCGAAUCUGAUAAUCGUUUCUCCCGAGCAUCCAGUGGCAUGCGAUCGCCAGCGUCGCCAUCUCCGAGCAGUCUGGGUGGGCUGACAGUUGUGGAUGGAGGGCCGGCCGAAGCGCUGAGGCUGCUGAGUGGCGACGAACGGAGCUCGUCUGAUGGGGCAGGAUUGGACGAAGAGGUGUUUGAAGCGGUGGCCUUGCCACGCAAGAGAAUGUCUUGGGCGCCAAUGAGCCGCGAAGAGAAACUCAACAAACUCCAAGAGGACCGGAGGAAGCGAGCGACCUUUCAGGAGCACGCCGAGAACACGACCAAUAUGCUGCGGGAACUGCAGAUGGUCAUCAAACAUCGCCCUCUGGCCAGAUCUGAUACGCGCAUCACUUCGAUAUAA
Messenger RNA from Fonsecaea multimorphosa CBS 102226, 1776 nucleotides. RefSeq lists its product as uncharacterized. The record is from RefSeq and is a predicted model, not a curated record. Gene Ontology annotation, biological process: cell-cell adhesion. The transcript is spliced from 2 exons. Lineage: Eukaryota; Fungi; Ascomycota; Eurotiomycetes; Chaetothyriales; Herpotrichiellaceae. The coding region runs from base 1 to 1776 and encodes 591 amino acids. Gene Ontology annotation, molecular function: myosin binding. Gene Ontology annotation, cellular component: plasma membrane.